Molecule: messenger RNA, 627 nt
Organism: Penicillium canescens
Lineage: Eukaryota; Fungi; Ascomycota; Eurotiomycetes; Eurotiales; Aspergillaceae
Exons: 2
Coding region: 1-627 (208 amino acids)
Source: RefSeq, a predicted model, not a curated record
AUGACCCGGCUCUUCUCUCCAAGAAACCCGCGCGAGACAGUUCUGUUCGGAGGUCCAGACCCCAACCGAGAUUCGUUGAUUGAUCUUUUGGAAACGGAUAUGCCGAAGGAGCAGCCUACCAUUUCUGCUGAUUCAGGCUUUGGUGUUUCUGCCAGAGACACAGAGCCGACUCAUUUGCACACCGUGCGGGUUUGGUUUUCUCCUAAUGGGCUUCAAAUUAUGGAAGACAUCAAAAGAAACGGUCUCAACGAUGUGGUUUUUGAUGCCAUUGCUCUUCGAGAGCUUAGCGGUCAGCAUCAAGCCCAUGGCAUCACGAAGGAAGCAUUCCUAGUGGAUCUUGCGGUGCUUAAGGCUGGUAUUCCACGGGUCUUGGGGAAGUAUGGGAUUACACAAUUUGUCCCUCUAAGCAGCGACGAUCCGAUUAUUUUGCAACAACCUGCAGAGGAUCUCGGCUCAAAGAGAGCUCUUUGUUACCAGUACCUGCAUUCCAAAUACCUGCAGGAAUAUGCAAAAAGGUGCAACCUUGCAAAAGUUCUCGGAUAUGAGAUCCACAACGUUCUAAAGGACUGGUACGAGGGACGUCUUGAAGAUAUUUGUAAUCGCUUCAGGAAUCUCGGUUACUGUUGA